This is a messenger RNA of Hyaloscypha bicolor E, 626 nucleotides long. RefSeq lists its product as uncharacterized. The transcript has a single exon. The record is from RefSeq and is a predicted model, not a curated record. Lineage: Eukaryota; Fungi; Ascomycota; Leotiomycetes; Helotiales; Hyaloscyphaceae. The coding region runs from base 209 to 529 and encodes 106 amino acids.
CUCAUACAUAGCAUCACUUUGUUCCUAACGUUCAUAAUCUGGAUUCCUCGACAUCAUAUCCAUAAUUUCAUAGCUUAGCUUCACUUUCGGCCGAAUUGUAGGCCACACUUUCAGUCUUUCAUCCCUGUCAUUUCUUAAGAGGUCACUGACAUGCAAAUCAGAUAACUUAUCUACCAAUGGGCUACUUUUCAGAUCCCCUUAACUCUUUAUGGAGUUUGCAAAAGUUCUGGCAUGUUUUGAAAACGAAGCCACCGGGGUCAAAUCCCUUCGAACCACCUCUAGAGUGUGGACAAUAUCUCGACUUCGUCACGGAUCUUUGCAUACGUCGUAUACAAGGUUUCUCUUAAUCAUGAUGGCUAUCCUCAUUCUUUACAUGACUUUCAUAAUAUGGUGUAUGAUAAAUAUGCACAAGAAAGUGUUGAGGAGACUGGCUGACGGUACUCCUGAGGGAGGGAGGCGGGAAUUAGAUAGGGGUUUAGAGUUUCGCGGUAUAAGCAAAGGAGACGCUGAGGACCGCCUUCAAAGAUGAGAGAUAUAAAGAAGCGGGGCAGUGCUGAAGCAGAAGGGAUUUGACUGGAUCGAGGGAUUGCUUAAUUGAAAAAGUUACCUUCGACGACCAGCUCGGC